AUGCCGGUUCCCAUAAUCGAGACUUGCAGGAAGAGAAAGAGGAAGCCGAAAGUGUAUAAUCUGCAACGAUUCGGAGAAGAGGAGUUUCCGGUUAACCGGAAUGGAAGUUUCCGGGAUAAUAUUAGGGUUUUUCUCCGGGACUUCGCGGAGGUUGAGGAUUACAACAUCCGUGGGAUGCCAGUUUGGUGUACGCUUCUCAGUCACGAGACGAAGAACUCUGUGAUUCCUCUCUACACAAUUGAAGAAGAGGUCGUUCGAUCCUCGGAACCCUACUGCGAUCACUGCAAAUGCACAGGAUGGAGUAAUCACUUUGUCUCAAAAAGGAAGUAUCAUUUUGUAAUACCAAUUGAUACUGAGUGGAAUCUGCCUCUAGAAGAUGAUGUUUUUGAUCUACAAACUCAUCUUUUACAUGGACUGAUUCACACUAAUGGGUUUGGUCAUUUGAUCUGCGUCAAUGGUUUUGAAGGAGGAUCGAGAUACUUGUGCGGGAGAGAAAUCGUCGACCUUUGGGAUCGAGUAUGUACCAACCUCGGAGCAAGGAUGAUAACAGUUGAGGAUUUGUCUAAGAAGAGAUCUCUGGAUCUUCGGUUGCUUUACGGAGUGGCGUAUGGUCACUCGUGGUUUGGUCGAUGGGGAUACAAGUUCUGUCGUGGAAGCUACGGUGUGACCAAGAAUGAUUACGAGAGUGCUAUAGAGCUUCUUGGUUCUCUUGAGCUUGAUCAGAUUGUGUUUGAUUUCAGUGAGCAUAAACAAUCCAGAGAGAUCAAAAAGAUUUUCAGGUACUAUAGAGGAAUGAGUGAAGGACAUUUGAAGACAUUCAAAGAUCUGUUGGGGUUUAUGCUUAUCAUCAAGUCUCAUGCUCCUCAAACGAGCAAGCUUCACGUUGCUCCUCCUCCCUCACCGGACUUCCCUCAUCAGAAAAGAUCAAACAGGUUGUUUCUGAAGAAGAGUGAUGUCUUGGAAAAUGAGAAGUCUCUUGGAUAUAAGAGUUACAGCAUUGUGGCGGCUAAUUUGGGAAGUAGAUGGCCUGUGAGAAGAUUGGAAUAUGCUGCUGAAGUGAUUGUAGAGUCACUUAAAGAGAUGAAAGCAAGGAAGCAGAACGGUAUGACUCGGCAAGAUGUUAGGGAUGCAGCUAGAUUACUUAUUGGAGAUACUGGUUUGCUCGAUUACGUGUUGAAGUCGAUGAACAACGUCGUUGUUGGGAACGUUUUGGUUAGGCGUUACGUGGAUCCUAUGACACGGAUUCUGCAUUACACAAUACAGGAGCUUGAUGAUGCGACGAAACUGAUAGAACCGAAGAAAGAGCCUGCACUAGAGGUGAUUCCUUUGAGGGUUGUCACUGAAUCGAAACCUGGAGCUGAUGUUCAUGGAGAUCUACAGUUGCUCUACACAAAUGUUCUGCUGAAUUACCCAGAAUCUGAAUCAGUGAGAUCUGCAACUCAAGCUAUCCUAGACAGUAAACACUUCGUAAAGGAGUGGCCUUUAUGGGACAACAACGACAAAAUCUUCCGGUUUGUUUGUCGUAUCGAUCCAAGUUUGAUUGAUUUGAGGACAGAGCAGAUCACAGAGCUACCUCCAGGAGAAUUAGUCACGGUCUCAUUACAAGCCACAGUCUUUGAUCUAAAGCAAGCCAUUGAAGACACAUUCAGAGAUACUUACUGCAUCUUGACAAACUUUGUGGUGAAUGAGAUCGAUGAGCUCAAGGAAGAUGGUGAUGAUAGGAAGGUACUGUUUGGAAGACUCGAGUCUUGUUCUGCUUUAACAGUGAGAGGGUUUGGGAUUGAUAUGGAAUCGGAACUGAAGUUUCAAGGUGGAUGUGAAACAUGGAUGGUGAAAUGUGUUUGCAGAGCUAGAGAUGAUGAUGGAGAGAGGAUGAUUUCUUGUGAUGUGUGUGAGGUUUGGCAGCACACAAGAUGCUGUGGGAUUGAUGAUUCUGAUACUUUACCUCCGCUUUAUGUUUGUUCGAAUUGCUGUGAGGAUUUUGCAGAUCAGCAGAAGAAAGUUUUGCAGCCAAAGUAUGAGUUUCCUAAUGCAGAUCAUAUGUUGCUAAUUGAAGCAGGGGAUGAUUACUUUGGAGGGGAGAGUUCAUGUCUUGGAAUGAUGUUCCCUUCAGAGAGUUUCCUUAGUGAACAAUUCAUUUUGUAA
Eutrema salsugineum is the source of this 2145-nucleotide messenger RNA. RefSeq names its product PHD finger protein MALE MEIOCYTE DEATH 1. NCBI's taxonomy places the organism in Eukaryota, Viridiplantae, Streptophyta, Magnoliopsida, Brassicales, Brassicaceae. Bases 1 to 2145 code for a protein of 714 amino acids. The record is from RefSeq and is a predicted model, not a curated record. The transcript is spliced from 3 exons.